CUGUGCUGUAGGAGGAUAUGAGGUUUUCCCUGCUCCUUCAGACUGUGCCGAUGGUUAAACCUGCAACAGAGUGACGUACACCAACAGAAGCAUCUGUGCCUUAAAAGGCUCAUCAGUAAACAUUUCUUGCACUUACAAAAGCCUAGAUGAUGUUGAAUCCAAAUUCUGGUUCAGUCCUGAACGUAAAGGUCAGUGGCAGAAUCCCUCACAGCCUGAGGACCUUAGUAAAGACUCCCAGUUUGCAGGUCGUGUUCAGGUCAUUGACACAGAGAGAGGACGCUCCACCCUGAGAAUCACUGACCUGAGAGAGAGCGACUCAGCUGAGUAUCACUUCAAAUUCACAUCACCAAGCUUUGAAUGGAGGAGUAGUUUACCUGGUACAACUCUGACUGUCACAGCUCUCCAGGUGCAGGUGACCAGAAAAAAAGGCUGUCAGUUUUAUGCUGAGGCAGAGAUGAAGUGUAAGAGCAGCUGCAGUCCAGCUGGUCGUCUUUCCUACGUCUGGCUCCAGAAUGGGGAGGAAAGCCCGGGGAUGGAGGCAUUUUCUUAUGAAGGACACGCCAUCUCCUGUGCUAUAAAGGGACUCGAGGAGUUCCCCUCUCCUUCAGUGUAUGCUCCAAAGCUUCCCUCUGUGUCAGUGAGUCCCUCUGCUGAGAUAGUGGAGGGCAGUUCAUUGACUCUGACCUGUAGCAGUGAUGCUAACCCAGCAGCUACUUUUACCUGGUACAAGACGAACGCAAACCCUCAACCUCUCGGUAAAGAACCUCAGCUUGUCUUCAGCUCCAUCCAGUCCUCUGACUCUGGACAGUAUUACUGCACAGUAGAGAACGAGCUGGGGAGGAGGAGGUCUAAUGACAUCAUCGUUAAUGUGAAAUACAAAUCAACUAUAAUCAUGAAUAUCAUCAGGCUGACUCUGGUGCUACUGCUUCUUUUUUCUCUGAUGAUGAGAUUCAGGAAGAGGAAAACUCUGAGCUCCACCACUGAACAAAAUGAACCCAAAGAGACUCUGGAGUUGGAGUCUGGUCCUGAUAUCAGCGUCUCAGCCUUGAUCACUGUCACUGCAGCACAGACAGAAGACGCAGAGGAACAGGAACACUGGGUGUGA
This is a messenger RNA of Epinephelus lanceolatus (giant grouper), 1105 nucleotides long. NCBI's taxonomy places the organism in Eukaryota, Metazoa, Chordata, Actinopteri, Perciformes, Serranidae. The record is from RefSeq and is a predicted model, not a curated record.